Messenger RNA from Falco peregrinus (peregrine falcon), 1541 nucleotides. It is a transcript of the gene DGCR6L, whose product is annotated as DiGeorge syndrome critical region gene 6 like. Bases 39 to 590 code for a protein of 183 amino acids. The record is from RefSeq and is a predicted model, not a curated record. The transcript has 5 exons. NCBI's taxonomy places the organism in Eukaryota, Metazoa, Chordata, Aves, Falconiformes, Falconidae.
GCGCGGCGGGUGGCGGCGGGGACGCGCACGGCGGGGCCAUGGAGCGGUUCGGCGGCGGCGGCGGCGGCGGGCCCGGGGGGUACGAGGCGGCGGCGGCGGAGCAGUUGUCCCGGCAGCAGGAGCGGCACUACCGGCUGCUGUCGGAGCUGCAGGCGCUGGUGAAGGCGCUGCCCAGCCCCUGCCAGCAGCGGCUGUCCUACACGACGCUGAGCGACCUGGCGCUGGCGCUGCUGGACGGGACCGUGUUCGAGAUCGUGCAGGGCCUGCUGGAGAUCCAGCACCUCACCGAGAAGAACCUCUACAGCCAGCGGCUGCAGCUGCACAGCGAGCACCGCGGACUGAAGCAGGAGCUCUUCCACCGGCACAAAGAAGCCCAGCAGUGCUGCAGGCCCCACAACCUGCCGCUCCUGCGUGCAGCCCAGCAGCGGGAGAUGGAGGCCGUGGAGCAACGAAUUCGAGAGGAACAGCGAAUGAUGGAUGAGAAGAUAGUCUUGGAACUGGACCAAAAAGUGAUAGACCAACAGAGCACUCUGGAGAAGGCUGGGGUGUCUGGCUUCUACAUCACCACCAACCCACAGGUUGGUGUUUAGGCAGGAGUGAGCUGACUUUACAGAUGAAUUUACUGGAGCUGAUUCGGAAGUUACAACAGAAGGAAUCCGAGUCGGAGAAGGCUUUUUCCUGAAUGAGCAAAUCUGCUGUUUACUUCCCAGAGUUUUCUUCAGACUUCUCUCUAAAGAAUAGACUGUUAAUGCAUUUGCUUUAUGUUGUGUCAGGAAGAGGUUCCUGGCUGUAGAAGAAAUAGCUGAGGCCCUUAGAUAACCUUAGAGCCUAGAGCAGGCAGACCCCCAGAGCAGGGGGGUGGUUGGGGGGCAUCAUACUGCCUCUCUCCAGUCCUUAGAGCAAGAUGAGUGCUGCGCAGCUUGCUGGGACGAGAGAGGUGACGGAGGAGGGUGUUAAUCUGCCACAUACAGCCGGUGAGGCCGUUUACUAAGCUGGGGGAGGCUGGGCCAGGCACGGAGGCAGCAAACCCAGCCCAGCCGUACGUGGGUGACCCCUGUGUUUAGGUGUAUCAGGCUGAAUGGGUGAGCAAUGUGAGCUCCAAAUUGCAGUCUUCUCUUCUGAUUCGAGGAGGAGGAGCAAGUGUUGCUGGUAGGGAAUGGGAGAGGGGAGUAGCUGCCCUAUCAGACAGGGAGGAAAAGUGGGCUCACCAUCGGUAUUGCUUCACCAUAGCAGAUGGUUGGCAGCUGGGGGAAAAAAAGUCCAAGGUUUAUCUACGAGAUACUUCUUUGUGUGUUGAGGCAGAAAGAGCCUCAAACAGGCAGACCCUUCCCAGAGAGCCCUCUAGGCAGGUAUCGACAUCGGCUUUAUUAAAUAAGGAUUUCAGGCUUUUGGCCAGCAUUGCUGAGCUGUGAUGUUCGCAGCAUUCCCACCCGGCUCGGAUAGCAGAGAAGGCUUGAGAGCUUUUGCUUUGUUAAUUUAAACCAGUUUCCAAAUGGAGAGAAAUAAAAGUAUUUGCCCUGCCUUCUGGGGCUGCAAGUGUC